Eimeria maxima is the source of this 891-nucleotide messenger RNA. RefSeq lists its product as hypothetical. Bases 1 to 891 code for a protein of 296 amino acids. Lineage: Eukaryota; Apicomplexa; Conoidasida; Eucoccidiorida; Eimeriidae. The transcript has 7 exons. The record is from RefSeq and is a predicted model, not a curated record.
AUGUCUACACAAAGACUUAGCAGUGGAUACAGCGGGUAUUUACCCAGCUCCUCUCCUGAUGAUGAGCCGCUUCAUGCACGUAGCGACACAUUUUACGGUCGUCUCGGUUCGAGUGCGCGAGACAGAGGCCACGAGGUGACCCCAUCGAGGCGCGUCUCCUUCUCGCAGUUGUCUGCCCUUCGGAAAAUAUGCGUCCGACUUACUUUCGAUGAAGACGCCUAUCCAGGAGGGAUAGACAUCGACAUCUUUGCGCUUCUUUUUGACAGUGCAUGCUCAUUCGUGGAUUGCAUCUUCUACAAGCACCCUGAAGACGCCAGCGGCAGCUUUUCCCUCAAUCAAAAAACCAACUCCCUGGCUAUUGACUUGGAGACCGUCCCCGACACCUGUCACUCAAUCAUCCUCGCUGCAGCCGUCUACACAACGGGCCUGUCAAUCACGGAGCUGGAGGGCGGUUUAAUAGAGAUAUGCGAGGGGUUCAUGGGUCCUCCCUUGUUUUCAAUCGACCUUCAGUCCCUUCGUGCAAACAACAACGUCGCAACGGACAAAGGAGGCCUUGAGGAAAGUCAACGUAUCGAAGCCGAUUUUGCCCUCGGAAAUCUGAAGAAUCUUCGCACUUUAGACUUUGUGGCGAGGACAAACGAAGUCUCCGCUGCACUCCGUUCAGCAUCUGGAAGAAGUAGCGAAGACGAAAGAAAACUCCCCUCAAUUGACCCGGGAAAACUCGAAAAACUGCAGAGCCGAUUUGCCGCCCUAAGGCGUAGCGAUAGCGGAGCAGGCUCAAAGCUGGAGGCGCGUCUUUCUACCGUUGAAGAGGAACAAAAGCGACUGUCACAGCAGCUUAGUCGAGUUGAGCACAAACUCGAUUUGCUUCUAGAGGGGCUCCACAGCUAG